AUGCCGCCCGGGGGGCCCACUGCGCACAAGAGCAGCGGCGCCCAGGCGCCCCUGCACCCGUCCGAAGAAUACCUCGGCGCGAUCGACGAGGGCGGCGGCGACGCGGACGCGCCGGCGCAGCCUCGCUCCAGCAACCACCACGGCGUCGACAUGUCCCCGCAGCCCUGGGACGAGUUCUGGGACAAGAGCGAGGACGUCCACAUACCCGAGCGCGGCACCACCUUCCGCGUCUACCGGGCGGGAGACGAGGGCGCCGUGCUGUUCUGUCUGCACGGCGGCGGCUACACCGGCCUGUCGUGGUCCCUCUUGGCUCGAGAAUUGAAGACUGACGUUCAAGUCGUUGCGUACGACAUGCGCGGCCACGGCGAGUCGCGCUCCGACGCCCCCGCGGACCUCUCGGCCGCGACGCUCGUCGCCGACGCGGUCGCGGUCUGGCAGCGGCUCUUCCCCGCCGCCCCCGGCCGCGCGCCCCCACAGACCAUCGUCGCGGGCCACAGCAUGGGCGGCGCCGUCGCGGUGAAGGCGUGCCUGACGGGGAGGAUCGCGACGCUCGCGGGGCUCCUCGUCGUCGACGUCGUGGAGGGCACGGCGGUCGCGUCGCUCCCGCACAUGCGGUCCGUGCUCGCCAAGCGCCCGCAGCGGUUCGAGUCGCUGUCGGCGGCGGCGGAGUGGGGUCUGUCGACGGGGAUGACGCACAGCCGCGCGGCGGCGCGCGUGUCGCUGCCGUCGUGCCUCGUGCGGGAGGAGGGGGGGUCUGGGUGGGUGUGGCGCACGCCGCUGGUGGACAGCGAGGGGUACUGGGAGGGGUGGUACGUGGGGCUGUCGGGGGAGUUCCUGCAGACCAAGUGCCCGAAGGUGCUCGUGCUCGCCGGGACGGACAGGCUCGACAAGACGCUCAUGAUCGGACAGAUGCAGGGCAAGUUCCAGAUGGUGGUGGUGCCUGACGCAGGCCACGCGGUGCAAGAGGACUCCCCCGGGCGGAUGGCCGAGGUCCUGCGGGAGUUCAUCGCGCGGUACCGCAUCGGGCAGGAAGCGGUCGUGAUCCCGACGGGGGCGGCGGCGGCGGCAGCACGCGCCGCCGCGAGCAAGGGCGCGCGGGUCGACACGCCCUCGGCGACGCGCCCACCGCACUAG
Molecule: messenger RNA, 1134 nt
Organism: Pedinophyceae sp. YPF-701
Lineage: Eukaryota; Viridiplantae; Chlorophyta; Pedinophyceae
Source: the annotation of a GenBank genome assembly